This is a messenger RNA of Haliaeetus leucocephalus (bald eagle), 2372 nucleotides long. RefSeq names its product Rho guanine nucleotide exchange factor (GEF) 33 (gene ARHGEF33). The record is from RefSeq and is a predicted model, not a curated record. The transcript has 14 exons. Gene Ontology annotation, molecular function: guanyl-nucleotide exchange factor activity. The coding region runs from base 1 to 2364 and encodes 787 amino acids. Lineage: Eukaryota; Metazoa; Chordata; Aves; Accipitriformes; Accipitridae.
AUGUUAGGCCGAAUUUCUGUUGUAAAGUUGCAGGCAUUAGCCUCUGAGUUGAAGGCGGGUUUCACAGAAGCGAUGCAGGAGCUGUCGCGAAUCCAGCAUGGCGAGUAUGCACUGGAGGAGAAGGUCAAGAGCUGCCGCUGUGCCAUGGAAGAGAAAGUGGCUGAGAUGAAGAACUCCCUCAACACAUUCAAGGAGGAGCUCAGCGAUGCAAAGUCAAUGAUUGAAGAAAUCAGUGCCAAGCAGGAGGAAAUGCAACAGAAAAUUGAACAGCUGCAGCAAGAGAAGCGGCGGGAAUCACGGAAAGUGAAAGCUAAAAGAGCACAGAAGGAUGAUCAUGGGUCACAGACAGUGCCUACACCUCUUCAGGGCAGCCCAUUUCGAUCCAUUAACCUCCCAGAACCUGUACUCAUCAAUGAAGAUUUUACAAGUCUUUUACACAACGUGACUUAUGAAAAAGUGUCUGACACCAGGAUCAUGCCAAUGGGAGAAGGAAGCGUGAAAGUUGUAGCAGGUCCAGGAGCAACCAUAGAGACAGAUGACAGCCUCAAGCCUUCCUUGACAACAGAGGGGCAGUCGAAAGUACAUCUGCCAUCAACAGUGUGGAAGCAGCCCAAGGACACCAAGGACUGGGGAGAUGAAUACAUUUCCAAAGAGCAACCGGAGCGAGGGAAAGACAUCGGCCAAAGCAGAUACAGCUCAGCAGACAACAUUAUAUGUGAACCCUCCUUGGCUGCCAAAAGGCAGAACAUCGCUUUGGAACUGCUGGAGUCAGAAAGGAAAUAUGUCAUCAACCUUUCCCUAAUCCUGAAGAUCAAGGCCACGUUGCAAGGGCCAGAUGUGAAAAGGAGCACCAAAGAGAGAAGUUUCUUCCCCAACUCUUUGCGGUACCUGGUCCAGCAGCAUGUCGAUUUACUUCACGCUCUACAGGAGCGAGUUCUGAGCUGGCCACGACAAGGGAUCCUAGGAGACAUCUUCCUGAAGUUAACAAAUGAUGAGAAUAAUUUUCUGGACUACUAUGUUGCGUACCUGAGGGACCUGCCAGAAUGCAUAUCUCUGAUCCACGUGGUGAUCCUGAAGGAGGUAGAAGAAGAAAUCAAGUCUGAUCUCUACAUUCUGUUCUUCCAUAUAGUCCAGCGAAUCCCUGAAUACCUUAUUCAUCUACAGAACGUCCUGAAGUUCACGGAGCAAGAGCAUCCUGACUAUUACCUGCUGCUGGUGUGUGUGCAGCGCCUCCGGGUUUUCAUCUCACACUAUAGCCUCCUCUUCCAAUGCAAUGAAGACCUGCUGAUACAGAAGAGGAAAAAGCUGAAGAAGUCAUCCCUGGUGAAGCUGUACAAAGGUCUCACCUCCCAGUGUACGAGCCAAGAGGUUUCUCCAACACCCAGUGCAACAUCUAUCCGGGACAGUGGGAUCCACUCUGAAGAGACAAUACAGUCGUUCCCACCAGCACCUUCCUCUGGCACGACAACCCCGCAUUUGAUGCCCCAGAUGAAGAAACCCCAGCCAACUGUGAUGGAGAACAUUCAGGCUGUAAAGCCCCCUGACUGGGAAAUGGAAAGUAGAAAACAUGAGAGGCCAGAGAACAUCCUUGCAUCCUCUCAGCUCACAGAGCAGGAACUCAAGGCUCUGACAGCCCCCUUACAGUCCAUCCCUGAAAUGGAAUAUGAAGCACCACCAGCUGAUGCGGUGGGAAACACUGAGAGAGCCAUCAGGACCUCUGUGGAGCUGCUGCAGGAUGCGAGGAACUUUGCGCCAAGCUAUGAAGAGUUUGACUACCCUGGGGAAGUUUUCACCCUGCCGGGCCCUUAUGAAGAUGAUGCCUUCCAAAACCUUGCUCUCUUUGAGAAUUGCUCCCCAGCGUCUUCUGAGUCCAGCUUAGACAUUUGCUUCCUUAGACCUGUUAACUUCACAUCAGAACCAGAGAGGACAGAUCAUGCCUUACAGCCAUUACCCAAGAGCUGCACUCCCGUAAGCAGCAGUACUUACAAGCGUGAGAUGUUCCACAGCAAAGGCAAGCAGCUGAGCAGGUCUCUGAAGGAGCUGCCGAGGAGCGCUGAAGGCGUGAGCACCAGACUCUACAGCACACGGAGCAGCAGUGGGAGCCGGCUGCAGCAGAAGCAGGAGAGGAAUGUCCAGCCUCACAUGAUCUCAGCCUCAUCUCGAAGCUCCCAAAGGAGCUACUUCCCCCCACAGAGAGGAGCGGGUGAAAAACAGAGCUUUUUGGAAGAGCUCCAUGCAGAAGACAACACCAGGUUCUGCCAGAAGGAUGACAAUGAGCAAACAUCCUUCAGCGACCACAACCCACGGCACGAGCCCAAGGGGGGUUUCCGGAGCUCCUUCCGCAAGCUCUUCAAAAAGAAAUAAGCAGCCCC